Molecule: messenger RNA, 516 nt
Organism: Fusarium sp. VM40
Lineage: Eukaryota; Fungi; Ascomycota; Sordariomycetes; Hypocreales; Nectriaceae
Source: the annotation of a GenBank genome assembly
AUGACAUCCUUUCCCAGCUACCGCGCCCGCUCACACACCAUGCGCCAACAGUUUCCAGCCUACACCAUUUCCACCAACACCUCGUCCAAAAUGGCCGACAAGAACUCGAAGACCGAUUUCGCCACGCCCGCCCAGGGUGCUCCCUCUUCGGAGGUAAAGGAGCGAACCGCUUCUUCGAUGUCGACUAAGUCGGCGGGCCCAGCUCUCGAGGCCCAGAAUGACACUCCCCGCGCUCGCUCCCGCGCUCGCUCCCCCGGGCCCUCAAAGCCCAAGAAGCCCAAGCGCAAAGAUAUGAGCGAACUAGAGUUCGCUCGCGCCAUGCACGCCUUCUACAGGGAUCGUGCCACUUGGAACUUCCACGAGGUCAAGAAAAACGAAGAAAUGGCCAAGCUCUACCGAGAGUGGAUGGAAAGAGACGCCGACUCGACUGUGGAAAACGCACUCGCGAAGCUUGAUGAAGAGGAGGCCGCCGGGGCCUCGAGUGAGUCGGUCAUCGGCGAAGCUCACCAGGGAUAG